Molecule: messenger RNA, 642 nt
Organism: Saccoglossus kowalevskii
Lineage: Eukaryota; Metazoa; Hemichordata; Enteropneusta; Harrimaniidae
Product: zinc finger protein 846-like
Source: RefSeq, a predicted model, not a curated record
AUGCCAGAGUUUGCCUACGAGAUUCGGGCUUUGGUUGAGGACCAGCCAGGUCCAAUUUUGUCUCUUGCAUGUCUGGUAGACAAAAUACAGGUGGAUCAAGUUGCCUCCACUGCAGUUGCUCCUUGUUCAGCAAGGAGGAAGAAGCACACCAGCAAGAGAUAUUCGUGUUCAGGGAAUGCUUUCUCCUGGGAUACCAGAUGGAUUUGGCUCUCCGGCCUCCAAUUGGAGGGGAACAAGCAAGGCAUAUAUGUUUUGUACCCCCAAUGCAAACAAUGUGAGAAGCGUUAUACUAGAUUAUGGUAUCUAAAAGAGCACAUGCUUGUACAUACAGAGGUGAAACCAUUUCAGUGCAAAAAAUGCGAAAAGUGUUUUACUCGCUCUAGCUAUCUAAAAGAGCAUAUGCUUUGCAAACAAUGUGAGAAGUGUUUUACUCGGUCGGAGCAUCUGAAGGAGCACAUGCGUACACAUACAGGAUUGAAGCCAUUUCAAUGCAAGCAAUGUGAGAAGCGUUUUACUCAGUCGUGGAAUCUAAAACAGCACAUGCUCACACAUACAGGAUUGAAGCCAUUUCAGUGCAAACAAUGCAAGAAAAGCUUCACUUUUUCUGGUGGUCUAAAAUAUCACAUGCUUACACAUACAGGA